AUGGCCGAUAACUUGGACUUUAAAGUUUCACGUAAACGGUGGAUAGAGUUACAUCCUAAAUUUCAAGAAAUAAAAGCACAUGGGCUCAAUGAUGGUGCGACCAGAGCGACGAUGUUGGUUUAUCUCGAUCUUUGCGAAGCGAAAUACUGGCGCGAAGUGGAGAUACAUUCGUGCGAAAAACUUAAAAUAUUCUACAUUACGGGUAAACCCAAGAAGAAUCAAGACUUGGAAGUAAUUGUUCCGGUUAAUGCAACUCUAAGUCUUAGUAUGCAGCAAAUGAAGAACUUGGUUGAAGGGGUAAAUGUUUCUGGACAAAGUCAAGAUGAAAGGAACAAGGUUGCGACCUUGGCUAUUUGUGAUUCGGACUCUAGUAUCGUUUAUUAUAAGUUGUUCAGUGGACUUGAACAACCAGAUCCCCCAACGGAAGAGAAAGUCAUAGAGGGAGCGGUAAAACCCAAGAGACGAAGAAAAAGGUGA
Nematostella vectensis (starlet sea anemone) is the source of this 477-nucleotide messenger RNA. Its product is annotated as tRNA-splicing endonuclease subunit Sen15. The record is from RefSeq and is a predicted model, not a curated record. The transcript has a single exon. Gene Ontology annotation, biological process: tRNA splicing, via endonucleolytic cleavage and ligation. NCBI's taxonomy places the organism in Eukaryota, Metazoa, Cnidaria, Anthozoa, Actiniaria, Edwardsiidae. Gene Ontology annotation, molecular function: nucleic acid binding. The coding region runs from base 1 to 477 and encodes 158 amino acids.